GUCACUGUGCCCGAAAUACAUAUAUUAUUUAUUAAUUUAUUUUAGAUAAUUGUUUGUUUUUUGAUAUAAACGUCACCAACAGCUGGUUGCUAGGGACCUUUUUUCAGCGUCUUUUCCUGUUGCCAGCAAGACGCUAAUGCUUCUUGCUUCACAUGACCACAACGAAUUAAUUUCUCUCGAUUAGUAAAGACUCUGUGGUUCCCUUUUUGUUAUGGUCAUAAUGAUUUGUAGAUAACCUACGUGCGGUGCAAAAGCUAUCCAGAGGAUCCUCCAUGUUUAUUUGACAUUUUCUUGCUGGUAAGGAGUACAUUUGAAAAGUUUCUGUCGUUCACAUGAGUUUCAAGGAGACAGGCGAGAUGGGAGACAUCUUGGCAACAGAAGCAGAUCUUCUUGGGAUGAUCAAAGAAUAUCUUAAAUUUGAGGAUUUUAAAGAGACUGUUGAUAGCUUUGACAAGGAGUGCAAAUGUAAAGGAAAACUGGUCUCUAAGCCUCAAGGUAGCUCACUGAGAGACUCAAAAAUGCAUGCCAUCCAGAGAGACCUUCUUAUCUCUUUUGAUGAUGGAGAUCAUAAGGUAUUCUUUGAACUGUGGACAAACCAUAUUGAGGUGAAAGAUACAGACACCACUGCUCAAAGUUUGGAGUUUUACCUUUACAUUCACUUCACUAUCUACCCACUGAGGAAACAGGAGCGAGGUGACCUUGAGGAAAGGGUAUCUCUUUUUAAACAGUUUCUUGAGACACGAGGAGCAGCACUCAGUCAAACUACAGAAUUCCUUCCCUACUAUGCACUACCAUUUGUUCCCAAUCCUACUGCACACCCUUCGUUUAAAAAUCUUUUCCAGGAUUCCUGGAUACCAAAGUUGAAGAAAAAGCUUGAGCAAUUUCUGGAAAUUACAUUGAAGCCACCAAAUAGUCCUAGACUUUUAAGCUUAUAUAGGGACGGUGGCAGAAGUACAAAAGAAGCCAUACAGCAGCUGCAGAUCCAGUUGUCUGAGUCAGAUUGGUCCCUUGCAAUUUACAAAAAGAAGUUUAAUAAGAGUCAGGCUGACUACCACAACCUGAUUGGAAUAACCGCUGAGCUGGUCGACGCAUUGGAGGCAACUGUUAACGGAAAAAUGAUGUCCCCUGAGGACCUGCAAAGGGUGUGUGUUCGCCUGUUCAGCAGCCAGAUGAGGCAGAGCAUGGUUCAGAGCACAGACUUCACCAGGCCUGGCACUGGAUAUUACUCUAUGAGUCCUUAUGAUGAUGGCUAUGCCUCCUCAAUCCUCAGAGCAUCCCUUGCACCUCAAGGACCUAAGGAGGUGCCAAUGCUGCCCUCACUGGACUAUGACAAACUGAAGAAAGAUCUGAUGGAGGGGACAGACAGGCUCAGAGCUCUGCUUCUACAAGCACUGCGCUGGAGACUCACAAGGUCGCUUCCUGGUGAGCAGAGAGACACGGUGCUUCAAGCUUAUAUCAGCAAUGAUCUACUUGACCGCUUCAGCAAUGAUCAGACAACUGUGCUUCAUUUAAUGUGGUCUAGAAAUGAUAUUGUCCGUCAGUUCAUGGCUCGCCUGAUCAAUGCUUUUGCUUCUCUUGCAGAGGGCCGAGUUUACCUCUCUCAGAUUCCAAUUCUUCUGCAAUUGAUGACAGAGGCACUCAAGAAGGAGGAAAAAGACUCACAGACAAGAGAAUAUGUUCUAAUUGCACUACAGAAACUCAGCCUCAGGAGGAGUCAGCAGACUGCCAUGAUACAGAAAGGUCUGAUUGGCUGGCUCGUGGAUGAAUUGCAGGACUAUGACUGUCUCAGCGACUGUACUCUGGAGUACACCACAGCUCUACUCAUGAACCUCUGUCUAAGAACAAAGGGAAAAAGGAAGUGUGCUGAAAAGGCCAAACAUGUGCUUAAAGUUCUUACUGACCUACUGGGACAUGAGAAACAUGAGAUUCGACCGUAUGUCAAUGGAGCCUUGUAUAGUAUCCUGUCUUUACCCUCUGUGAGACAGGAAGCCAAAGAGAUGAGUGUUGAUGAGAUUCUCUAUUGUUAUUGCAAAGAGGAUGAUCCAAACCUGAACAGACAGAUUGAGUAUAUCAUCCAACAACUCAAUUCAACUGAAGACGAAGGGUCGGAGUCAGAGGAUGAGGAAGAAGAGGAUGACAGUGAUGAAGAUCUGAUGGAGACAGGCCUGGAAGAGGAAGUUGUCCAGCCACAGUUAGGGGAACUGUCUGGGGAGAGUCUGCUCACUACAGAGUACCUGGGAAUUAUGACCAAUAUGGCAAAAGCUAAAAAGCGAUCUACAAAUCCACAAUUUAGUGGCGAUGAACCCCUACAGCGCCCUGUCACUCCAAGACAGAGGAAUUCUAACCUAGGGAAUUCCAGCCAUGGAGUUGACGGCCAAGACAGCCUCCCUCCAUCUCGCUUCAAUUCCCGACCUCCCACGCGCACCGGCAGCCGCCCCAUGUCCGCUGAGUCCUUACAUCAAAGCACUGAUACUGAAAGUGUAAGAUUUUCCCAGGAUAUAGAUUUGGAUGCUCUGUAUGAAAGUCGUACCAGAAAAGGACUGGAGGAGCAGAAUGGAGAGAGGGAUUAUGUUCCAGCAUUUGCGAGUCAGCCAAAGAUUCCGCGCACACCUGAUGGCUCAUCACCACAGAGAGGAUCCAAUCACAGCCGUGGCCUGGCACCUCAUUUCUCCCACUGUGAACCACAGCAAAGCAGACCCAACUCAGGCACCUCCAAUGAAGACAAAUCUCAGAUAAACCCAAGCGGUCAGUCCAAGAGGAGGUGAGGAGGGACCUGUCAUCACAGAGCUCCACUAUCUCCUCCAUGGCAUGGGACUUCCUGAAACCUCAUCCCUGGCCAGUGGUGAUCAGGGUCCGGGCGCAGAGACGGUCGAAGAUCAGCCUCACCAGCAGGGAGGUAGAAGGGAGUGGGGUCAGAACAAUGCAAAGGAUUGUGGGGGUUGCGUUUUUUUUUUUGUUUUUUGUUUUUUCACCCCCUCUGCAGCAGCGUAGACCUGUUCUGUAACUUUAUAGUGGGUCAGACAAUAAUCACAGUCUGGAGCUGUCCCUCCCCCUGGGCCCUGUGUAUUCAUUCACCUCUGCCUCUCCAUUCACAGAGCUAUUUCCUGACUAAUCUUCCGUUUUGCUAAUUAUUACCUUCAUUUUCUAAGCUUUUAAGUGUCUACAUAUUAUUUUUGUAAAUUGCUGUGUCUUAAACUUGAAUUUAUUUAUCAAUAAGCAUGCCAAGGAUGUAUGUUUUGAUAACAUAAUCUUUAUAGGAAAAAGGGAUGUCCACAUUUUUUUUCUUCUUGAAUAUUAUUGUACAUAGUGACAGAUACAGAUAAUUAUGGUGACUGAUAAAGACUUAAGUUGUUUUUAACUUAUGCAGUAGGAAUGUUUACAAAUGACACAGGUCUGCACUGACUCAUGAACUAUAGGAAUCAUAUGCUGCAUAUAUACCAAUAUGUAUAUACCAAUAUGUAUGAAAGUAUAUACCGAUAUUUAUGAAAGACUUGUUAUUGUUGAGAUGAAAUAUUUCCACGUGUUGACGUGUAUAAGUAUAGUUUUUAGAUUUUUUUCUACAUAAAUCCUGCCAUUUACCGUAAUUCAUUAUGGUUGUAAAUAAAAGUAUGCCACAUUUUAUUUUCUUUCAAAUGUAUUCAAUUCUUAAUGUCUACCAUGGAUUCAUACAUUUUAUAAUAAAUGCACUA
This is a messenger RNA of Boleophthalmus pectinirostris (great blue-spotted mudskipper), 3689 nucleotides long. RefSeq names its product lisH domain-containing protein ARMC9. Gene Ontology annotation, molecular function: protein binding. Gene Ontology annotation, biological process: cilium assembly. NCBI's taxonomy places the organism in Eukaryota, Metazoa, Chordata, Actinopteri, Gobiiformes, Gobiidae. Gene Ontology annotation, cellular component: ciliary basal body; centriole; ciliary tip. The record is from RefSeq and is a predicted model, not a curated record. Bases 333 to 2765 code for a protein of 810 amino acids. The transcript has 26 exons.